CGGGGAGCGAAGUUCAAACUUCAAAGCAACUAGCAAGUACACUCAAAUACAGUUCACCUUAUUGGGAUUUAAAAGCAUUGAGGUUAACGUUUGUAUAAUAGUCGUUGCCGGUUGCAGUGUACGCCCAGUGGCAGUACUUAGUUUUUGGUUUUCGCAACACGUCGAAAUAAUGAAUUUGAAAUUUUGUGCAAACCUAUCGUUCAUGUACCAAGAAGCCAGCAGUCUUCUGGAAAGGUAUGGCUUGGCGGCCAAUUCAGGAUUUGGCACCGUAGAAUGCGCUUUUCCUUAUUCCGAACCAUUAGAGAAAGUCGUACGAGCCAAAAACGACGCUAACGUCACGCAAAUACUGAUCAACACGCCUAGAGGCGACGACCAACAGUUAGGUUGUGCUGCGUUUCCCGAUGCAGAAGAUCGCUUUCGUUCGUCAAUCGAUCAAGCAUUGGCAUACGCAAAAGCGAUAAACUGCAAUAAAAUUCACGUAAUGGCCGGCAUCGUCCCUAAUCCAAACGAGAGUCAUCAUAAAGCGUACGAAGACAAUUUGACGUACGCCACUGGUGUUUUCGAGAAGAACGGCAUUAUCGGAUUGAUUGAACCAAUAAAUAAGUAUUCGGCUCCAGGGUACUAUUUAAAUUCAUACGAACGAGCUGUCCAGGUGAUCACUAAAAUCGGAAGUCCCAAUUUAAAGCUUCAACUAGACAUAUUUCAUUUGCAACAAAUCAAAGGAGACUUGACGAAUAAUAUAAAAACUCUAUUACCUUACGCAGGACACAUACAAAUAGCCCAAGUGCCUAAACGUAACGAACCAAACACUCCGGGAGAAAUAGAUUACAAGUAUAUUUUUCAGUUGUUAGAAGAUCUCGGUUAUAAUGGAUGGAUUGGCCUAGAAUAUAGUCCCAAGGAUAACACUGACAGUGGUUUGUCCUGGCUAAGAGAGUUAAAAGGAAACAAACAAUUUUAAUGCAUUGUACUUUAUUCAAUUUAUUCAGUCAGAUUUUGUGCAAAUAAUACUAGUAAUAAUAAUAAAAAAACUUAUUCUACAAUCCAAAGCAUAUUAACUCCGGAUUUUCCGAGGUUUACGCUCUCCAACAUUCCGUUUUCAGUUGUUUUGAUAUAAUUUAGAAACAAAAGAAUGGUGUAGAAAAAAUUAUUACGACCCUGAAAUUAAAAGAAAUAUUGUUUACAUAAGAUAAUAUAUAAUAGACGUACGAUUUAAAACAUAGUUUCAUACAUCUUAUAAAAGUUUAGAAUAAUACAUAAUAUAUAAUAUUACUUUUGGAAAAUUGUGUGUAUCUUUUCCUAUUUUUAAAUUGUAAUGAGGAGGAUUAUUUGAUUGUUGAUAAAUGACGACUUGUUUAUCGUUGGAUUUAAUUUUUUCUGGAUAUUUGAUGAGGUGCUGAACUGAAAAAGGAUUCUUCCCUUUGAGACGUGUCAAUGGGGACAACUGAGAGUCUAAGUAUGUAGCCAACAAAUGCAUCACCAACUAAACAUUUAAAACAAAAUUAAUUAUUGAUUAGUCUUUAAAAUUUUUUUUUGUAAAUAGAUAACUUUUAUUUAAAAAAAAUGAAGGGCUGCGGGGAAAAAAGAUCAAUGUCAAUUUUUUUUGAAAAUGAGAUUUUGGUAUAAAAUUAUUUGUAUUGACGUAUUGUAUCUUUUAUGCGCUUGAACCAGGACAAAAAACAGAUUAGUCGAGAGUAACGACCGCCGGAAGUUUAGGCAUACAGGCGAAAUGUAUUACAUUUUGAAAUUAAAAACAUGAUUUUCUCAGAAUGUUAAAAAAUUGACAUUGAUCUUUUUUCCCUGCCGCCCUUCAAAUGUAUGCAACGAUUACUAUUUUAAUUUCCUACAAAAAGAAGAUACAAAUUACAAAUAAAAAAACACCUCAAAUGUUAACUUACAACGGAGUCUGAUGGUAAUUCAGAAGUCCAUUCUUUUCCUUUAAAUGUUCCACCAGAGUUCCACCGAUAUUCAGUCAGGCAUGGUCCUUUUGCCAAUUCUAAACCAGUACUUCAUAAAUUAAUAAAAAAUUUAGAAAAAAAAAAAA
This is a messenger RNA of Adelges cooleyi (spruce gall adelgid), 2041 nucleotides long. It is a transcript of the gene Gip, whose product is annotated as putative hydroxypyruvate isomerase. Gene Ontology annotation, molecular function: hydroxypyruvate isomerase activity. The record is from RefSeq and is a predicted model, not a curated record. The coding region runs from base 170 to 958 and encodes 262 amino acids. The transcript has a single exon. NCBI's taxonomy places the organism in Eukaryota, Metazoa, Arthropoda, Insecta, Hemiptera, Adelgidae. Gene Ontology annotation, biological process: glyoxylate metabolic process.